AGACGCGGGGGCGUUUCCGGCGGAGGUGGUGGCUGCUCCUGUGUCUGUGGAGGUGGGCGUGAAGCCCCUCGGCGGUGUUCUGGCUUUAUCACCUUAGUGGCAGAGUGUUAUCAACAGCACUGAGCACAGAGCCUGACGUACUGGUUCUGCACGGAGCCUUCACAUCCGACACGUGGCAAUGGAUUGGCUAGGCAGUAUUGUGUCUAUCAACUGUGGAGAUAGCCUGGGCGUCUACCAGGGAAGAGUAUCAGCAGUGGAUCAGGUCAGCCAGACCAUUUCUCUUACUCGGCCCUUCCAUAAUGGGGUGAAGUGUCUUGUACCAGAAGUCACCUUCCGGGCAGGUGAUAUUACAGAAUUAAAAAUCUUGGAGAUACCAGGUCCUGGAGACAACCAGCAGUUUGGAGACCUUCAUCAGACAGAAUUAGGCCCUUCUGGUGUUGGGUACCAAAUGAGUAUCAAUCAGAAUGGAACAGGCAAGGUGGUCAAGAAGCCAGCCUCUUCCAGUAGUGCCCCUCAGAGCAUCCCUAAGAGGACAGAUAUGAAGAGCCAGGACGUUGCCAUUUCUCCUCAGCAGCAGCAGUGCUCAAAGAGUUAUGUGGACAGGCACAUGGAGUCUUUGAGUCAGUCCAAGAGCUUCCGUCGUCGGCACAACUCCUGGUCAUCUAGUAGCAGGCACCCAAACCAAGCAACCCCAAAGAAAAGUGGUUUAAAAAAUGGCCAAAUGAAGAAUAAAGAUGAUGAGUGCUUUGGAGACGACAUUGAGGAGAUCCCAGAUACCGAUUUUGACUUUGAGGGGAACCUAGCCCUUUUUGACAAGGCAGCUGUGUUUGAGGAGAUCGACACUUACGAGAGGAGAAGUGGUUCCCGUUCUCGGGGUGUCCCAAAUGAACGGCCCACUAGGUACCGUCAUGAUGAAAACAUCCUGGAAUCGGAGCCAAUCGUGUACCGGAGGAUCACAGUUCCACACAGUGUGAGCAAGGAGUUCUGCACAGACUCUGGCCUGGUAGUCCCAAGUGUUUCCUAUGAGCUACAUAAAAAACUGUUGUCUGUGGCCGAGAAGCAUGGGCUGACCCUAGAGCGGAGACUUGAGAUGACUGGUGUGUGUGCCAGUCAGAUGGCGCUGACUCUCCUUGGAGGACCCAACAGGUUGAAUCCUAAGAAUGUCCACCAGAGGCCUACAGUAGCUCUGCUGUGUGGGCCCCAUGUGAAGGGGGCUCAGGGUAUCAGUUGUGGGAGGCACCUAGCCAACCAUGAUGUGCAAGUCAUCCUCUUUCUGCCCAACUUUGUCAAGAUGCUGGAGUCUAUUACCAAUGAACUGUCUCUCUUCAGCAAGACCCAAGGUCAGCAAGUGUCCAGCCUAAGAGAUCUCCCCACCAGCCCUGUGGACCUGGUUAUCAACUGCCUGGAUUGUCCUGAGAAUGCCUUCCUGCGGGAUCAGCCCUGGUACAAGGCAGCUGUGGCCUGGGCCAACCAGAACCGGGCACCAGUGCUCAGCAUAGACCCUCCUGUACAUGAAGUUGAACAGGGCAUUGAUGCCAAAUGGUCCCUGGCCCUGGGCCUGCCGCUGCCACUCGGGGAGCACGCAGGUCGAGUCUAUCUGUGUGACAUUGGCAUUCCCCAGCAAGUCUUCCAGGAGGUCGGCAUUGACUACCACUCACCCUUUGGCUGCAAGUUCGUCAUUCCCCUACACUCCGCCUAGAGGCUCUGGGCAGCUGGGCCCGUAUUCCCUGCACUUCCGCCGCCAGACCCACCAAGGGACGCCUUAAGGAUGUGAAGCUUUGUGGACCUUGUAGACUAUCUCUUGGGUUUAUUUCUUCUGUGAGAGAACAAAACACUUAAAACUUGCCUGCCACCUGCCCUUAACCAGGGAAUGCUUUCCCACUGGCAUGUAUGUCGGGUAGACCAGUGGCUCCAGGUAGCUUUCUAUCCUACCCUGCCUCCAUUCAAUUGGGGCUUUGUUUACAGACAUAGGCAGCUCUAAGACUGUUUCCGGUUUACAGCCACUGGGCAUGGGCUGGCACAUUGUGGGGUGAGCUGUUAGGGCCUCCAGCCACUCUGAUUUCAGAAGGUUUUGUGUUCUAUGCUUCCUCUGGCCCUGCAACCAGGCACACACUCUUCUGUAAUCAUGUAGAUCAGGCUGCAUGGCAGCUACCCAGAAGACAAGCCUGUGCUGUCUCUGCUUCCCCCCAAAGCCACCAGAGUUUGUUUGGAAAACUUUGGACCCUCCUCAGAUGUCCCAGUUUUAUGUAGGGACUUUUCCUGAAGAUGAUGAUGACCAUGGUGA
Messenger RNA from Rattus rattus (black rat), 2284 nucleotides. It is a transcript of the gene Edc3, whose product is annotated as enhancer of mRNA decapping 3. The record is from RefSeq and is a predicted model, not a curated record. Gene Ontology annotation, biological process: P-body assembly; deadenylation-independent decapping of nuclear-transcribed mRNA. The coding region runs from base 179 to 1699 and encodes 506 amino acids. Gene Ontology annotation, molecular function: mRNA binding. The transcript has 7 exons. Gene Ontology annotation, cellular component: P-body. NCBI's taxonomy places the organism in Eukaryota, Metazoa, Chordata, Mammalia, Rodentia, Muridae.